Molecule: messenger RNA, 1533 nt
Organism: Tigriopus californicus
Lineage: Eukaryota; Metazoa; Arthropoda; Copepoda; Harpacticoida; Harpacticidae
Exons: 5
Coding region: 5-1450 (481 amino acids)
Molecular function (GO): protein binding
Source: RefSeq, a predicted model, not a curated record
GAAUAUGUCAAAAUCCAUCAUGCUUAAACACCUUGCCUUCAUCGUGUUCCAAUCGGUGAUUGUGGUACAAAGUGAGACCUUUCAGAGAAGCCCAAUUCCAGAAGUAACUCGACAUGGCAAUUCGGUCAGGAGUAACGACAUUCCAGAUUUCAUAGGGUUCUCCUACAGUCGUGCAGCUCAGAACUCGCCAUCGUCUCGAUUCAUUAGCUUCAUGCAAGAGAACCUGAACAUCAACGCCAAUUUCAUCCCUGCUUAUGGAUCAUUCAAGGCCACCCAACCUGGUGUUUAUCAAUUUUCUUUCUCGUUCCUAACUCGAGAAACCGAGGCUGCCAUAGUGUCCUUGAAGGUCAAUCAGAGGAUCGUGAUCAGUGGCUUAAGUGAACAAGGUGCUCAUAACCCAGUAUCACAAGUUGUAAUCCAUCAGAUUCAAGCUGGCGAUGUUGUUCAACUUGAGGUGAUGCAAGGAAAGGUUUACGAAUCUGUCAGACCAGAAUUCGCUUACACUACAUUUAGCGGCUGGUUGAUUGCUCCAGUUGAUCCUCAGUUCCGUCGACGUUCCUACGACGAUCAGAGUUUGCGAUGCUGUUGCGAAGUAUGUGACAUUGUCGAUAUUCCUCGCAUUCCACCACCCUCAUAUCAGCCACCACAAAUUCCGCCCCCCGUGGCCCGCCCGCCUUUCAUUCUCACUACCAAACCCCCUUACCUACCGGGUUACAAUCCCCCUAUCAACCAUGGACCCAGCCCUCCAGUUGCAAGGGUCCCGGACAAUUGCUGCGAAACAAUCAUCGUUGGCCAAGGCAAUCCGGUCUCAAAGCCUAUCCAGUUCGAAAAGUUUGGCGUCUAUAAUGUUCAGGACGUGUCGCCGCAUAGUGGGCGUGCUAUCUUCAAGCAUUGCGAUCGAAACGAAUUUGUCUACUAUUUUCAAAGUCCACAAGGCUGGUCGGGAUGGAUGGUGGGACCCGUUGUGGGAACAGAAAGAGGAGGUCUGAUUAUAGAGAGUGACGCCCUCUGCGUGGAGCAGGAGCGACCAGGCGGAUGGAGCUUCUUUGAUGGGCGGGAAUUCCGAUCAGAUCCGCGUCUUACUGUUCAAUGUUUCAAUGGACGCACAAACGAUGCUCCAAGGUCGUUUGACGGCCAUAAAAUUCCUGCCUACAAGAUCAACAGCAAUCCCGACUACACUGAAGCAACAUUCGUAUUCCCAACCAAUGGCUCAAGACCAUUCUACUCCGUUGGCAGUGGAGGCGGAUCUUUGCCCGAUUACUUUUCGCCCUUAAAAACAGAGCAUGGGCGUGACAACUUGGAUGGUCUAGCCGCCGUCGUUGAAGCCAAGAUUGGCGUUACUCAAAAUGGCGCCAACGACGGGAUUUUACGGGAGGGAGUAGUUGUGAAAAGAGAAUCCAACUUGGAACCUCAGGGCGACCAAGAAAAUAGCGACGAUAGAAAAUUGUAAGAAGAGUGCUUAAACCUCAUGAUUAGAUCUUAACAUUUCUAGAUUUGCUUGAAGUAAAUAUAUGUUACACUGUGUAAACCAUU